Messenger RNA from Cryptomeria japonica (Japanese cedar), 834 nucleotides. Its product is annotated as DNA-directed RNA polymerases II, IV and V subunit 11. Gene Ontology annotation, molecular function: DNA binding; protein dimerization activity. Gene Ontology annotation, biological process: transcription by RNA polymerase II. The transcript is spliced from 5 exons. Lineage: Eukaryota; Viridiplantae; Streptophyta; Pinopsida; Cupressales; Cupressaceae. Bases 196 to 546 code for a protein of 116 amino acids. Gene Ontology annotation, cellular component: RNA polymerase II, core complex. The record is from RefSeq and is a predicted model, not a curated record.
UUAUAAUGUAUAAGAAAUAUUAAUAUCUUCAUGCAUUCCAACGACUGAAUAACCAUUUCCCCGCAUUCCAUCAGUUGUCAUCAAGAACAGGUAAUUUCAGAUAGAGAGUUCCUUUUUCUGUUAUUGGGAAGGCGAAGUGCCUCUUUUCAUUUCAGCACAAAAUCUUCCGACUUUCAAACAACACAACAGGCUACGAUGAAUGCUCCAGAUCGAUAUGAGAAGUUUGUAGUGCCCGAGGGCACUAAAAAAGUAAGCUAUGAAAGAGACAUGAAGAUUAUGAAUGCUGCAACUUUUGUCAUCGAGAGAGAAGAUCAUACAGUAGGCAAUGUUGUCCGUAUGCAAUUGCAUAGGGACCCAAAUGUGCUUUUCGCUGGCUACAAAUUGCCGCAUCCAUUGCAGUAUAAGGUUCUCCUCAGGAUUCAAACUACAAGCCAGUCUUCUCCAAUGCAGGCUUACAACUUGGCAAUCGAUGAUCUUGAUAAAGAGCUUGAUUGUUUGAAAAGUAGCUUUGAGGCUGAAUUAGAACGCUUUAAAAGUCAAUAUUGAUGGACUACCAUUAGGAAAGAUAAGUGAGGGAAGAACCCCAUUGAACAUUGCAUGUGGUUCCUUAUUCUGCUUAAGAAUGGAUACAAGGUGCAGGUGUAUCGUGACCUAUAUUUUGGAGCAAUAUAAUACAUUAUAAUAGACUUCUGCAUCUUUUGUAAAAGCUGUGUGUGUAAUUUCUGGAAUGUAUGGCCAGUUGCAAAUUUAAUUAUGUGAAUUGUGAGAUUAGAUAUCAAGUGCAUGCAAUUCAAUUUGCAUUGCUGCUAAUAAAAUUCUGGAGUUAUUGUGUUA